Messenger RNA from Perognathus longimembris pacificus (Pacific pocket mouse), 1971 nucleotides. It is a transcript of the gene Kcna3, whose product is annotated as potassium voltage-gated channel subfamily A member 3. NCBI's taxonomy places the organism in Eukaryota, Metazoa, Chordata, Mammalia, Rodentia, Heteromyidae. Gene Ontology annotation, cellular component: membrane; axon; voltage-gated potassium channel complex. The transcript has a single exon. Bases 1 to 1767 code for a protein of 588 amino acids. The record is from RefSeq and is a predicted model, not a curated record. Gene Ontology annotation, molecular function: protein binding; delayed rectifier potassium channel activity. Gene Ontology annotation, biological process: protein homooligomerization; potassium ion transmembrane transport.
AUGGACGAGCAUCGCAGCCUCCUGCGCUCGCCGCCGCAGCCCUCCGCCCGCCCUCGCGCCCACCCUCCCCAGGACCCCGCGAGGCCCGGCCCAGGCGACGGCGACGGUGGCGCCCACACCCUAGUGAACCCCGGCUACGCGGAGCCCGCCGCGGGCGCGGAGCCGCCGCCCGACAUGACGGUGGUGCCCGGGGACCACCUGCCGGAGCCGGAGGCGGCGGACGGCGGCGGCGGGGAGCCGCCCCAGGGCGGCUGCGGCGCGGGCGGCGGCGGCGGCGGCUGUGAGCGCUACGAGCCGCUGCCCCCCGCGCUGCCGGCCGCGGGCGAGCAAGACUGCUGCGGGGAGCGCGUGGUCAUCAACAUCUCCGGGCUGCGCUUCGAGACGCAGCUCAAGACCCUCUGCCAGUUCCCCGAGACGCUGCUGGGCGACCCCAAGCGGCGCAUGCGGUACUUCGACCCGCUCCGCAACGAGUACUUCUUCGAUCGCAACCGCCCCAGCUUCGACGCCAUCCUCUACUACUACCAGUCCGGGGGGCGCAUCCGGCGGCCGGUCAACGUGCCCAUAGACAUCUUCUCCGAGGAGAUCCGCUUCUACCAGCUGGGCGAGGAGGCCAUGGAGAAGUUCCGCGAGGACGAGGGCUUCCUGCGGGAGGAGGAGCGGCCCCUGCCCCGCCGGGACUUCCAGCGCCAGGUGUGGCUGCUCUUCGAGUACCCCGAGAGCUCCGGGCCGGCCCGGGGCAUCGCCAUCGUGUCGGUCCUCGUCAUCCUCAUCUCCAUCGUCAUCUUCUGUCUGGAGACGUUGCCCGAGUUCCGAGACGAGAAGGACUACCCGGCCUCGCCGCCCUCGGCGCCCGACGCCUUCGAAGCGGCCGGCAACGGCACGUCGGGGUCCCCCGCGGGAGUCUCCAGCUUCUCGGAUCCCUUCUUCGUGGUGGAGACCCUGUGCAUCAUCUGGUUCUCCUUUGAGCUGCUGGUGCGCUUCUUUGCCUGCCCCAGCAAAGCCACCUUCUCCAGAAACAUCAUGAAUCUCAUAGACAUCGUGGCCAUCAUCCCUUACUUCAUCACCCUGGGCACCGAGCUGGCCGAGAGGCAGGGCAACGGGCAGCAGGCCAUGUCCCUGGCCAUCCUGAGGGUCAUCCGCCUGGUGAGGGUCUUCCGCAUCUUCAAACUCUCCCGCCACUCCAAGGGCCUGCAAAUCCUCGGGCAAACCCUGAAGGCUUCCAUGCGGGAGCUGGGGCUGCUCAUUUUCUUCCUCUUCAUCGGGGUCAUCCUCUUCUCCAGCGCCGUCUACUUCGCGGAGGCGGACGACCCCACUUCAGGUUUCAACAGUAUCCCCGAUGCCUUCUGGUGGGCAGUGGUUACUAUGACGACCGUGGGUUACGGUGACAUGCACCCGGUGACUAUCGGGGGCAAGAUCGUGGGCUCCCUCUGUGCCAUCGCGGGCGUCCUGACCAUCGCCCUGCCGGUUCCCGUGAUCGUUUCCAACUUCAACUACUUCUACCACCGCGAGACGGAAGGGGAAGAGCAAGCCCAGUACAUGCACGUGGGGAGCUGCCAGCACCUCUCUGCUUCUGCCGAGGAGCUCCGGAAAGCGCGCAGCAACUCCACGCUGAGUAAGUCCGAGUAUAUGGUGAUCGAAGAGGGAGGCAUGAACCACAGCGCGUUCCCCCAGACCCCUUUCAAAACAGGCAACUCCACUGCCACCUGCACCACGAACAAUAACCCCAACUCCUGUGUCAACAUCAAAAAGAUCUUCACGGAUGUCUAAGGCGUGACGUGAGUGGCAGAGUGCGCUCCCGUGUCCUGUGGAACGUGCCCCCUUGGUCUGUGUAUGCCCUUGUUUUGUACAUUUCCAGACCACUCAUCAAGAAAAGGACCCGGGGAAGGGGGGGAUGCCUUCUCCCCAUUGCUUCACACUGAAACAGGUGCCUGUUUUCAAGUGGGCUACAUUCUCUCAAUUGUCCUCCUCCCC